AUGGACUGCGACACAGACGACAAGUGGUGCCGAGCUAUAAGCGACUUGGUAAGGGCAACGAUCAGUGAAGCGGAGCCCAAAGAGGGGCCUGCGAAGCUGACUGAUUGGGGCCUAUACAUCGGUGGCCUUCGAGAAGCCCAAGAUGUAGAGUCUUUGCGAGCCCAUGGGAUUGGCGCAGUGGUCAAUGCAGCGCCGGACGUUGUUCAUGUCGUAUAUCCAGAGGACUGGAAGUACAUUCAUGUGGAGGCGGAAGAUGAUGAGAUGUACCCACUGUUAGACAUGCACCUCGAGGCGGUUUCGGAGUUUCUGAAUGAACAGCGGGCCCAAAGAAGGCCUGUUCUCUUGCAUUGCUUCGCCGGGAUGAAUCGCAGCGCAGCCCUUUGCGCUGCCUACCUCUUAGUGAAUGAUCGAAUGGACUUGCUCGCUGUGGUCAAGCUCAUCAGCGAGCGCCGUGGCUGGAUCCUCAGCAACGAUGGUUUCGUGCAGCAGUUGGUGCAGCUCGCCAAGACUGAAAAGCUUCUGAAGCCAUCUGCGCGCUUGCAGCUGGAUGUCGUGCACGAGGAGUCAGACAAACAUUCGAAGUCGAGUUGUAGCAAGAGGGCGGCAUCAGAGCACUGUCACGCCUCGAAAUUGGGGCGAUCGUUGUCGAGGAUGUCGUCGUUCUCGUCAGAUGGACCGGGAGACGGUCCAGGAACAUUGCAGCGGACAGGGGGUCCUGAUGGUCGGCUUGUGCGCAAAUUGUCGAAGUCGUCCAGUGCGCUUUCAGAUAUCUCUACGGAUGGCUCGGAGAUGAAGGUUCCAAGGACUUCAUCUUACCAGCCGCUGCAAGCACGGACUAUCUCAGACAAAGAGCUGGGAUAUGCAUCUAGACUUCCGCGCCAAGAUUCCGUUGGUCCCGAAGUGAAAAAGAUCCGUCCCAUUCAAGAUGUCCGGGAAGGGCGCGCUGGACUGAAGAAUGGCACGUACCUUUAUGUGGUCAUGCUUGGGGAUCAGGAGCAUAUCCGACUGAUUCACGAAGACCACUUGGUGCAUGAGGGCGUCCUGGCUGGUCACACCUCGCUGGUGCAAAGAGGUGAGUUCACUCGUGGCUGGGCCAAACAGUGGGACACCAAUGAUCCACAGUUCCGCCACACUGUGCUGUAUGCUGGAGAACUUGAGUACGAAGAAGGAGACGGUGUGGUGAUGUGGAACAACCACUCGGGCCACUAUACUCCGUCCGCGGCAGAUCACGUGCGUGUGCAUCUUGAUCCUGCCACCUUUGUCGCAUUCAAUGACUGA
Molecule: messenger RNA, 1278 nt
Organism: Symbiodinium natans
Lineage: Eukaryota; Dinophyceae; Suessiales; Symbiodiniaceae
Source: the annotation of a GenBank genome assembly